This is a messenger RNA of Linum tenue, 606 nucleotides long. Lineage: Eukaryota; Viridiplantae; Streptophyta; Magnoliopsida; Malpighiales; Linaceae. The record is from the annotation of a GenBank genome assembly.
AUGGCCCACUGUUCUCGUUGCUUGAUUCCUUGGGGUGCUAAUGAUGGAAUGUACAUGAUGGAAGUUGAUCGUGUUCUAAGACCAGAGCAACGCACCAUGUGUGAAUCCUCAGAUCCCGACGAUGUCUGGUACAAGAAAAUGGAGCCAUGUGUAACUCCAUCUUCAAAGUUUGAUGCGUCCGAGUGGAAGCCAUUUCCUGAUAGACUUAAAGUCGUGCCUUUCAGAGUAUCUAGUGGGGCUAUUUCUGGAGUCUCUCCACAGGAAUACCUGGAAGAUAGUCGGGCAUGGAAGAAGCAUGUAAAUGCUUAUAAGAGGAUAAACAAAAUCCUAGACACGGGGAGGUAUCGCAACAUUAUGGACAUGAAUGCUGGCAUGGGAGGUUUCACUGCAGCCCUUGAAUCUUCUAAAAUGUGGGUUAUGAACGUUGUGCCUACCAUUGCCGAGAAGAACACCUUGGGUGUUGUAUUCGAGCGUGCUUUUAUUGGCAUUUAUCAUGAUUGGUGUGAAGCUUUCUCUACAUACCCAAGGACGUAUGAUCUCAUUCACGCAAAUGGCCUCUUCAGCUUGUACAAGGACAAGCGCAAUAUGGAAGACAUUCUACUGUAG